AUGGCUUCCUCCCGCCGAGGACAACCGUCUCUUUCCGUCCACAUGCCUUCGAACCAACCUCUCGAUCGUCCUCCCAUCGAUGCUCUCUUCCUCAUCCACUUCGACGUCAAGGCCGGUUAUACAAUUCUCUGGAAACAGAAUGCUCCUGGUGUCGACCUCGAAGGUCUUGUCGAAUACAAAUCUCUGCCUUCCGGGCUACACACGGUCUCCGAAGAUCUCAUCUACUUCGUUCACGACAGCGCCCAUGCCGGACUCAGCGCCUUUGUUAACAUGCCCUGCGAUGAAGAGGAGGCAAGGAACGCGAGAAUGUUCGCCGUCGGAGUUCUAGUUCCCCUGAGUUAUGGUCGUCUGGGGCGCGCUUGGAGGCAUGCUGAAGGACUGAAGGAGAUGGCUGCGAAACUGGCCGAGGAUCGCAAAAACACAAGCAUACUCGAGGAAUAUUGGGUUGCCAAUCGCGAAAAGUCUGGAAAUGGCAAUCGUCGACUCUCAGGAGAGACCCCCGUGUGCUCUCCGUCUCUCAACUCAUCACCUUUCCCCCGCAAAACCCACAGCCGCAACCGAUCAGCUUCCGACGGUGCCUCUCUAAUACCUCCCGGUAACAAGCUCUCACCGUAUCACCCUGCUUGGAGUUUGACUAGCCUCCUGGACAAGUUUGUAUAUAACCUCUCUGUUCUUUCCAAUAUUCCCCUAUCUGUCACCGAUAUACUCCCUGGAUCAGCUUCAACACAGCGUUUAAGACCGCUUUUCUCUAUUGGUGUUCAUGAUAUACCUUUUCUCAUGGACGACUUUGAGGCGUCCAAGAGACCCCGCAAUGACGAAGAUGCGAUAGAUGACGAAUCAGGCUCUGGUUGGAUUGCGUGCACCACUGACAGCAUUCUCGCUAUGAAGGACACACUAUGGGAUAUGCUCGUCACUUUGCCUCCCGACUACUCCUCUAAUGCUACGGAGCGAAUCUGGCCCGUGGUCGAAUGCCCUCGCGGACAGCCUAUCAAGGCGACCCAGCGAGAUCUUCGUCGUUUUACCACUUUAAAGAACGGUCUUGCCCGUCUUGCAGCUGCUAGCCAGGUCCCUAGCGCGGUCCCAGAGUCUCCUGAAGAGGAGCGUGCUGCGCGUAGAUUUUCUACCCAGUCAAGUCAUAUCGUCCGUGACCCACGAGACGACGCAGUGGAAAAAGUCGUCGAACCGCUGACAUGGGCAGCUUUUGCCUAUAAUGGUUACAUGUGGUGGGCCAGUGCCGGUGAACAAUUGCGUCAGGAACAGCAAGAGGAGGCAGCUCACGAUGCCUCUCUGCUCGCCGAUUUUGGACCCUCUAUGACUAUGCCACGACCAGGUUCUCGCUCUGGGCAAUUAUCAGACUCACUUGGGUCUCUCAAUACCAGCAAUCGUGCCCCUGAUGGUUCUGGCGAAGCCCGAUUCGAGCUUGCUAUCAUUGCCUACUUCCACCGUCUCACCACACAAAUACUAUCAGUGUUAGCUGAUCUGGCUGACAGCCAGGACGAGCCAUAUACUGACCGUGACGAUGAUGACGAAGGCCUGUCACAAGCUUCGGGCGAAAGAGCACCGCUUCGUCCAUCAGACUCUGAGCUCGAACCUGACGAUGCUGAUGCUAUCCGUGUAGAUAGUCACGCCGUGGAAAGCAUGGGCCUCGACGUCUGGAGCGAUACCGAUGCUUUGUUCAUUCGUGAAUUGUCCAUCCUGUACUUUGGUCGUCCCGCUCGUAUUGAGGGCAAGGGUGUCGAAGUCUGCGGUGUAAGAGUAUGCUAA
This is a messenger RNA of Fusarium musae, 1764 nucleotides long. RefSeq lists its product as uncharacterized. Bases 1 to 1764 code for a protein of 587 amino acids. The record is from RefSeq and is a predicted model, not a curated record. Gene Ontology annotation, cellular component: lipid droplet. The transcript is spliced from 3 exons. NCBI's taxonomy places the organism in Eukaryota, Fungi, Ascomycota, Sordariomycetes, Hypocreales, Nectriaceae.